Molecule: messenger RNA, 1353 nt
Organism: Ilex paraguariensis (yerba mate)
Lineage: Eukaryota; Viridiplantae; Streptophyta; Magnoliopsida; Aquifoliales; Aquifoliaceae
Source: the annotation of a GenBank genome assembly
AUGCUGAAGGCAUUUGAGCCCCCAAUUGAUUUAAGCCAGGACAUCAAUAUUUGUGAACAGCAUCAUCUGGAUAAUGUCUCAGGCAAUCAAAUUUUCCCUGUGGAGAUGAAUCCUUGCUCUUGUGAGUCUGCUUUGACAAGUAGAAGAUGGUGUUACCCAAAACCUGAUGAAGCUAGCCAUGGAGAAGUGGGCAACGUAAUGUGCAGAUCACUUGAAUUGGUCGCAGAAAAUGAGGAGGAGAAAAUUCAACCUUCGAACAAGACCAAUAAUGGGAGCUGUUCUGUAGGCUCAGAAUAUAAGCAAAAAGCAGAUGAUGCUGGUGGUCACGAUAUUGAGAAAAAUCAGGUGCCCUCAUCACCACCUGAUUGGUUGGAUCCAGCAUUUCGGCUGCAUGUUCCACUAGCUGACAUAGAUAAGGUACGAUGUAUUAUAAGGAAUAUUGUAAGAGAUUGGGCAGCUGAGGGGCAGAGGGAACGUGACGAGUGCUAUAAACCUAUUCUUGAAGAGCUUGUUCGUCUAUUCCCUCAUCGCUGUAGCAUAAGCCCUCCUGCUUGUUUAGUUCCCGGCGCUGGACUUGGUAGGCUAGCUUUAGAGAUUUCAUGUCUAGGUUUUAUAAGCCAAGGAAAUGAAUUUUCAUACUACAUGAUGAUCUGCUCAAGUUUUAUUCUAAAUCACACUCAAGCUGCUGGGGAGUGGACAAUACAUCCUUGGAUCCACAGCAAUUGUAAUUCACUUUCAGACAGUGACCAACUUCGUUCUGUCUCCAUUCCAGAUAUUCAUCCGGCUAGUUUCAGAAGACUUUUUGUGGCCAAGGUUGUGGCUCAACUUAUUCAUUUAAGUAAUUCUGGAUUGGCUCAAAAAAACAUGCUGGCUCCUUAUUGGUACUCUUUAGGGAUGUUAUCAUCGACUCCCCUUGGAAACAGUGCAGGGAUUACUGAAGGCUUUUCGAUGUGUGGUGGUGACUUUGUUGAAGUCUACAGCGAUCCAAGCCAAGUAGGAGCCUGGGAUGCUGUGGUGACCUGUUUUUUCCUUGAUACAGCGCACAAUAUUGUUGAAUACAUUGAGAUCAUUUCGAAAAUUCUCAGAGAAGGGGGAGUCUGGAUAAACUUGGGGCCCCUACUGUAUCACUUUGCAGAUAUGUAUGGUCAGGGAGAUGAGAUGUCAAUUGAGCCGAGUUUGGAGGACGUGAAAAAGGUUGCUCUUCAUUAUGGAUUUCAAGUGGAGAAAGAGAAGACCAUUGAAACUACCUAUACUACAAAUCCUCGAUCAAUGAUGCAAAACCGAUAUUACACUGCAUUCUGGACGAUGCGAAAGAGGACAUUGGAGACCAUGAAGCAGCAAGGCAUGACCUAG